UAAUAACAAACGAGUUGAAUUUAUUCUUGUGCAUAAUAAAAUAUAUUUCUCGAAUUUCAAGUGUACCUUUUCUUGAGUGAUGUCGGAAGCAGCCAACAUUUUAUGGAAAUUGAAGGGGGUUUUCCCAAGUAGAUCGUCGUCCAGAGAAAAUCAACAAUUGUAUAAAACUCUAUUAACAAAUUCAGUAUUUAGACUUCACUCUCAUGUCACCUUCAUUUUCCUCGUUUUAUCAUCUGGGCUGGUUUUCGUACAACAAUUGUUGGGAACGCAUAUAAAAUGUCUACUGCCCGGCUUGCAAGACGAUGACGACGCCGAUUUGCGAACUUCCGCCGUCACCACAUACUGCUUCAUAACUGGGACUUACACGGUUCCAGAUCUCGAUUCAAAUCAAUUAUACGCCCACCAUGGAGUGGGGACCCACAUUGAAGGGCAAACUACUCAGAAAUUCCAUCAUUAUUUUCAAUGGGUGCCUUUCAUCCUCCUUUUUCUCGGUGUCAUUUUCCGUCUGCCAUACCUUCUCUGGAGAUUUUGGGAAAAGCAGAAACUGCAGUCUUUCCUAAACAUAGGACAAAAUGAACAAGAUUCCAAACCUUCAUCCAAAAAUCCUUCAGCAGAACACUUUGUACGAUGCUUGGGAUACAACAAGGGACAUGCUCUCUCCUACCUUUUCAGCGAAUUGCUCAACUUUCUCCUAGUUUUGGGUUCGUUUUGGACGAUAGAUUGGUUUCUUCAGGGACAGUUUCGGAGGCUUGGGUGGGAAUUUUUUCAAUAUUGGAGAAACUCGGCAAGUUCUAACCGAAAAGAAGUGAGUCCGCUAGACAUAAUUUUCCCAAAAGUUAGCAAAUGCGAUUUUCAAAUGUUUGGCCCAUCGGGGAAUAUUGUUAAGUUAGAUCUCAUGUGUAUUCUUGCGUGCAAUAUAAUAAGCGAAAAGAUAUUUCUUGGACUAUGGGCCUGGUUGCUCUUGUUGUUUUCAUUGGGGACCAUAUUGCUGGUAUAUAGGUCAUUCUAUGUUGCAUUCCAUACAGCCAGAGUGUAUCUCAUUCUUAACAGAACCAUGAAAAAACACCAUCCCCAAAUAAAAUACAUUUGUUCAAAAAUUGGUUAUGCGGAUUGGUUUUUUCUGAAGAGAAUAUCUGACUAUUUGGACGCGGAAUCAUUUGGGGAGUUUUGCGAGCAUGUGCAAAACGAGUACAAAAAGGCUCAGAUAAAUAGAUCUACUAUGCACCAUCGUCAAAGUGAGGAGACGGAGGAAAUGGUCGUAUUUAGAAGUGAUAAGAGUGGCUUUGCGAGGAAACGUAAGCCAAUUUAUGCCACCCCACAACUGGAUGUGUCUGACAGCAGGUCUCUCUACGAGCUUCGAGCAGUUCACGAAGAAACAAACUCCUUGAAAAUGACCAAUCCGAACAAUGGGUCCCUCACUCAGAUUACUGUGCAUAGUAACGAUGAAAUUGAUAACACCUUGAGGAGGGCCAACGCCGGAAAUCUUUAUACAUAGUGCACUUAUUUAUCCUCUCUAUUUUUAGUAACUUUGUGUAAGAAAUUUUGAAAAUAAAAGGAUUUAUUGUCCAAUGGCCUGAUUA
Messenger RNA from Folsomia candida, 1580 nucleotides. Its product is annotated as innexin inx2. Gene Ontology annotation, molecular function: gap junction channel activity. Gene Ontology annotation, cellular component: plasma membrane; gap junction. The transcript has 5 exons. The coding region runs from base 80 to 1495 and encodes 471 amino acids. Lineage: Eukaryota; Metazoa; Arthropoda; Collembola; Entomobryomorpha; Isotomidae. The record is from RefSeq and is a predicted model, not a curated record.